This is a messenger RNA of Eruca vesicaria subsp. sativa (arugula), 207 nucleotides long. Lineage: Eukaryota; Viridiplantae; Streptophyta; Magnoliopsida; Brassicales; Brassicaceae. The record is from the annotation of a GenBank genome assembly.
AUGUCGGAGUCCGGUGUUCACAAAUUGAUGAAGGAAAGUACCAAAUCGGCGAGCUCUUCCUCUGGUCAGGGCAAACUCAUCGGCAGGAGAGGAGUCUCAUCGGCCAUCUCCACCGUCGUUAGGGGAACGAUUCCUCUCACUCGAGGCGAUCGAGGAAAAGCUAUCGCCACCAAUUUGGUUUCCAAAACAAUAGCUUACACAUUAUAG